Messenger RNA from Ctenocephalides felis (cat flea), 2581 nucleotides. RefSeq names its product ran-binding protein 9 (gene RanBPM). The transcript is spliced from 14 exons. Gene Ontology annotation, cellular component: cytoplasm. Gene Ontology annotation, biological process: cytoskeleton organization; cell surface receptor signaling pathway. The record is from RefSeq and is a predicted model, not a curated record. Gene Ontology annotation, molecular function: protein binding. The coding region runs from base 24 to 2018 and encodes 664 amino acids. Lineage: Eukaryota; Metazoa; Arthropoda; Insecta; Siphonaptera; Pulicidae.
AAGUGUAAAAUUAUAAAAGCAACAUGGCUGCUGAAAGUAAUGGUGAAGAAGCGAUGGAAUCACAAAAUAUAUCGCCAAAUAUUUGUGUUGUGGAUAGAUUAAAACGUUUAUAUCCGAACGUAAAUGAAAAUGAAACACCUUUACCGCGUUCGUGGAGUUCGAAAGAUAAAUACACGUAUAUCGGUUUAUCACAAAGUAAUUUAAGAGUGCAUUACAAAGCUUCGCGGUUUUGGCGUCUUCGUCGUCGCUCUAAUAACGGACGCGGUAUACCGCUUCCUGGGUUUUUGUAUUGGCUGAUGCCCGGCCCCAGGGACUCAGGUCACGGCAAAACGCACAAGGAUGCAGCUAGUGUGCGGGCGACGCACCCUAUACCGGCCGCCUGCGGUCUCUACUACUUCGAGGUCCGUAUCGUCUCGAAAGGCCGUGAUGGGUACAUGGGAAUCGGGCUAUCGGCAUCUGGUGUCAACAUGAAUCGGCUACCUGGAUGGGAUAAACAUUCUUAUGGAUAUCAUGGCGACGAUGGAAAUUCUUUCUGCUCAUCGGGAACUGGACAAACUUACGGACCUACAUUUACUACUGGAGAUGUCAUUGGAUGUGGUGUGAACCUUGUUGAUAAUACCUGCUUUUAUACGAAGAACGGACACGACCUAGGCAUUGCUUUUCGAGAUCUUCCGCCAAACCUUUACCCGACCGUCGGCCUACAAACACCUGGAGAAGUAGUAGAUGCUAAUUUUGGACAAUCACCUUUUGUUUUUGAUAUUGAAGAUAUGCUACAAGCGUUGAGAGCAAGGACGAGAGUAGCUAUAAAUGAAUAUAUUACACCACAAGCCUCAGAAUGGCAGGAUAUAUUACACAAAAUGGUGUCUUCAUAUCUUGUUCAUCAUGGUUAUUGUUCUACAGCAGAAGCUUUUGCACAAAGUACAGGGCAAGCUUUUGAUGAAGAAGUAACAUCAAUAAAAACUAGACAAAGAAUAUUAAAAUUAGUUCUAGCUGGUAGAAUGGGUGAAGCCAUAGAAAGUACAAUAAGACAUUAUCCAGGUUUAUUAGAAAGAAAUCCAGAUUUAUUAUUUAUGCUUAAGUGUCGUCAAUUUAUAGAAAUGGUUAAUGGUUCAGAUUCAGAAGUUUGCCCUACUCGUAUGGGCCGCGGCAGCAGUUUUCCUAUAGUACCCCCUUCCUUAGUCCGACCUUUAUCUCCGCGUUCUCCGAGUCCUGUACAAACAUCGGUCAUACAAUCUACAAAAAAUUAUAAUACAACUAAAUCUAGAAAUGGUACGACAGUAGAAGAACUUAAUCAAAAUAAUUUAAAUGGUAGCGGGCCUCCAUUCAAAGUAAAUUCACCAGUAUCUAAUUCAAAUAAUGAUGAUAGUGAUGUAGAAAUGGAUGGUACAAAUGGUCAUGGUGUUCUUAGUAAUGGUUCAAAUACAAAUUCUACAACAAAUGGAUAUCAAAAUGGUAAUCAAGUAUCACAAAAUGGAGUUCAAAAUGGCACGACAAAACCUGUAAUACCUCCCAGAAUAAUAGAAUCAACAAUAGAAGACGAUGGUGAAGAUAUGGGUUUGUGGCAACCACAUUUCACAUUGCUUUCCUCCGAACGAACAGAAAUCUCCGACAACGGCGGCGUCGUGGGGCUCCGUCAAGUUUGCGGAGGACACAAAGGGGGCGUAGAGAGAAUGCUCGAAUUCGGCAGGGAACUUAGCCAAUUAUCACACAAGUUACAAAGGGAUAAUCCUACAGCGUCGAGGCAUAAUCAAAAAAUGCUAGAGGAUGCAUUUAGUUUAUUAGCCUAUUCAAAUCCAUGGGCGAGUCCUUUGGGUUGGCAACUAAGCCCAUCACGACGAGAACCUGUUUGUGCAGCCCUAAACUCUGCAAUAUUAGAAUCUAUGGACCUGCCUUGGAGCCCUCCCUUAGAAGUUGCCACGAGUCAUGCUUGGAACCUGCUACAACUUAUGGCUAAAACCGGUUUGGGUUCUUGCGCCUUUGCGAGUGUAGAAGAGCUGCUGGAUCAGUCUCGACACUGACACUGUACGUUGUGACUCUGAUAAUAAACCAGAUCUCCACUAAAACAGGCAGGAUAAUUUAAUAGUAUUGUCUGUUUACAAGCCAAAGCUAAACAAGAUGAAUAGCAAUUUCAGAUUACCAAUAUUAUCUCAAACCGUACAUACAUUCUUAAGCAAGGGCAAUGAAAUUCUGUUUGUGAUAUAAAACAAAACUUGAUAUUUAUUGGAUAGCAAUUGUAGAAUUUUAAAAUUGCAUUCGAGAAUCUAGUUUUCUUUGUUCUUUUAUUACAUUUGGACCUUUAAUAGUAUCUUAAAUAUAUACAUAUGUAUCUUAUAUGUAUGUAUAUGCAAUAUAUGUUGUAAGCAGAAGAUAUUUUAAGUUUUAUAAUAAUUUUUAUACAUAUAUUUAUAUAUGUUUGUAAAUAAUAUUAAAGAUUAACAUAUAUAAAUAUAUGAUAUAUAAUAAGUGCAGUUAAGUUUUGUUUGAAUGCGUGAGAGAAAGUGAAUUUAGAUAUAAAAUGCCUUUUGAAAAAACGUUACGUUUUUGGCCAAUUAUAGAAUGAUUUUAUUGAAUUUGUAUUUCU